UUACCAUGUAAAAAUAGUAUAAUUUUCCGACGAAGGAUGUUCGGAUAAACCCCUGGACCCUAUGUAAAUCCGUCACUGGCUGUUCCGAUAGACUCUCAGCUCAAGAUAAAGGAUAAUAAAUAAGGGGAUAGAUGACAUAACCGAAAUUAAAAAUAGGAUCCAUUCUUCUGAAUAUAAUUUUAAUAUAAUCUUAUUAAGCUAUCAAUUUAACCAAUAACUAAAACAUUAAAAUCGAAAAUCGAAUUAAUAUUCCAAUUAAAUUUCUUUAAAACUAUUUAAAAAUCGUUAACUCAAUAACCCUGUAUCAAUAAAUCUAUAACAAUUUUUUCAAUUUGAUUUAUCGGUCAAUUCAAUUUUUAGACGGGCGUCGUCCAUCACCUAACCUUCUUUCUCCUUUUUGUACUUUUUCCCAAAACUCUUAAACCCUACCACACACUCUGCUAAAACCUCCGCCGUAAACCUCCCAUCGCCGUCGUAAACCUCCGUCACCCCACCAUGAACUCCACUUUAACUAUCAAUUCAUCAUCAUCCUUUCCGUCCAUUCUCACAGUCCCAACAACAACAACAACAAGUCCUCGUAAAGCCAUCGUGGUUCCAUCUUGCGUAACGAAAAAUGAUAAGUCAAACCCAUUCGUAUCUACCCUCAAGUACACGGGACUCACAGCCAUCAUUUUCUCAGCCACCAUUGCCUUAAAGAAACUCCCAGCACGAGCUGAAACCCCACAAAUUGUUCUAACAGAACAACAACAACAAAAAAAAAAUCAAGAAAACCCAUUAACACAGUUCUUGGAAUCGAAUGCUGAAGCAAUCGACGCGUUAAAGAAUCUCCUCAAGGAGAAGUUAGAAUCAGGGGAAGACGAAGAAAGCUUGAGUAUUCUAAAGAAGUUGUUAUUAGCACAACCUGACAAUCAAGAAUGGAAGUUCUUGGUUGCGAGGUUAUUGAAUGAAAUGGGUAGGAUUCAAGAAUCGAGGGAAGUAUUCGAGGAGAUAUUGUUGGAUAGUCCUUUAUCAUUCGAGGCAUUGUUUGAGAACGCGUUGUUAAUGGAUAGGUGUGGUGAGGGAGCGAAUGUGAUUAAGCGUUUAGAGGAAGCGUUGAAGCUUGCUGAUGACGAAGGGAAAUUGAAGGAAUGUAGGGAUAUUCGGUUUAUAAUAGCACAAGUACAGUUCUUGCAGAAGAAUAUUGACGAAGCGUUGAGGAGUUACGACGAACUUGAGAAAGAGGAUCCGAAAGAUUUUAGGUCUUAUUUUUGUAAAGGAAUGAUAUAUAGUUUGCUUGAUAGGAAUAAGGAAGCUACAGAGCAAUUCGCGAAGUAUAAGGAGCUUUCGCCUAGGAAAUUCGAAGUGGAAGGUUAUUUGAGGACGGCUUUGUCAAGGAUGAAGCUCUUUGGAACUGAUGAAAAAGAGAGUUGAAUUCGAUGAAAUGGAGCUUUAAGGUUUAAGCAGCAAAUCAAAUUUUCGAGGAAGGUGGAAGCUUUAACUUUGGUAUACUUUACGCAUUCUUAAAUUAUGUCGAAUAUAGGAUGAUAGAUUAGAAAAUGCAAUAAAUGAUUGUUAUAGUCUAGUUACAUACUAGACGGAUUCUUAUGGAUCAAUUUAGAUUACUUGUUUUCUCA
Capsicum annuum is the source of this 1613-nucleotide messenger RNA. RefSeq names its product protein SLOW GREEN 1, chloroplastic. Gene Ontology annotation, molecular function: protein binding. Lineage: Eukaryota; Viridiplantae; Streptophyta; Magnoliopsida; Solanales; Solanaceae. Bases 496 to 1410 code for a protein of 304 amino acids. The transcript has a single exon. The record is from RefSeq and is a predicted model, not a curated record.